This is a messenger RNA of Fundulus heteroclitus (mummichog), 2579 nucleotides long. RefSeq lists its product as uncharacterized. The transcript has a single exon. The coding region runs from base 953 to 1897 and encodes 314 amino acids. NCBI's taxonomy places the organism in Eukaryota, Metazoa, Chordata, Actinopteri, Cyprinodontiformes, Fundulidae. Gene Ontology annotation, molecular function: aspartic-type endopeptidase activity. The record is from RefSeq and is a predicted model, not a curated record. Gene Ontology annotation, biological process: proteolysis.
UGUUGGAAAAUCUAAUUGUAGGGUGGGGCUUAGGAUUUAUAAGAAGAGCUGCUGGCCCUAUUGAGUCAGUCUGGCCUGGUUACAGAGGAGGUAAAUUUGCUGUGCAGCCCAAAAAAGGUAUUUUUUCCUGAAAGGAGGUAAAUUUCAUGUAUGUACUAUGAUCAUUUUUUUGACAUUUUUCCUGCUGCUCUGCACUUAUUUUUGGGAGGUGUGAAUAUAAAAAUCAUAACACAAAGACAUUGACAUGCCCUCCAUGAUUUUUUCUUAAUUUUGGAGUCAAGGCUAUGUUGUCAAGGCCCACCACAGGGACUGUUUGCAAGAACCCGCGACAGAUGGUGUCAGGAGUGGGAUCAUGGCAUGUUGAAGGAAAACCAACCACCUCCCAAAGCAGAGUACUGGACUGCGCUCCCAGCAGCAAGAGGAGGCUUCCGCAGAAACAGCGUGGGAAACUCAGCCGUCUACCUCUGCAGAUGAGAAGAUGGAGCUGCCACAGACUCAACUCGGUGAGUCAGGGAAUGAAAUCAUGUCUCUGCUGCAAAACUUCAUGGAAGCACAGCAGAAAAAGGAGGACUCAUUGAUAAAAGUUCUGCACGACCUGAAAAGAUCUAUUCAGCCAGCAGUCCGGCAACCUCCACCCCGCACAAUAACAUUGAGUACUGGUUCAGCAAGUAGUCCAAGAUAUCAUCUGCCAACUCCAGCCUCACGUCGACCGCCUGAUUCAGGAUCCUCUCCCUCACUCCCAACAGAGUCCAGACAGAGUCGGUCAAGACAAAAGUUUCUUUGGGAGGGUCAUUCGGAUCCAAAGAUGCUCCCAUAUGCAGCUGGUGAGGAUAUAGAAGACUAUCUUAUGCGGUUUGAACGUAUUGCCAAAACUUGAAAAUGGCCAGAGACAGAAUGGGCAUGUCGACUCGUUCCAUUGCUUUCUGGUAAGGCGUUAGCAGCCUACACCGCAAUGGAUGAAGACAGGGCUCACUGCUAUAAUGAACUGAAAGCAGCGUUACUGGCUAAAUUUGAUAUAUCCCCAGAGACCUACAGGCAGCGGUUCCGGUCAACUAUGGUUCCACCUGAUGAAAGCCCUACAGAGACUUACUCCCGACUGAAGGGGCUUUACCGUCGCUGGAUUCGACCUACACAUCACACUAAGGAGCAGAUUGAAGAGGCCAUCGUUCUGGAGCAGUUCCUGCGAGUUCUACCUCCUGAGAUGAGGACGUGGGUGAAGGAACACAAGCCAAAAGAUGGACAUCGGGCAGCAAAGCUGGCGACACAGUUCCUCAAUGCACGGAAGGGAGGAUCCGGUGCCAACUUCAUCAGCAGGAGUUGCAGAGCUACAUUGCAGCCUGUCCAAGUGAAAGCUACAACAGAACGAAGCAACCGGGACUUUCCAGGUAACCCCUCACGGGAACCAGACCACCAUCAACCGGGUAAGACCUUUGUUUGUUAUUAUUGCCAACAACCAGGCCACAAAGCCUCUGUGGGUCCGGUGUGCAAAGCUAAGGUCACGGGUGCCUGUUAUCCACCCCGGCUUGAAGAGGGGAAUGUCGUAACUGAAAAUAUUAGCCAGCAUUAUCAAGAAAUAACUGUUAAUGGACAAAAUGUGACUGCUCUUUUUGACACUGGUAGUUUCAUGUCAGUCAUAAAGCAGAGUCUGGUACCAGUUGGCCAUACAGAUUAUGGAAGACAAGGGGACAUUUUGUGCGUCCAUGGUGACAAACAUACAUACCCGAAAGCAGAUUUAACAGUUGUUAUUGAUGAGCAACCAUAUCUGUUGACAUUUGGUGUUAUUGAAAACCUGCCCGUAGAUGUAAUUUUUGGACGGGACUUACCAGUGCUUUUUGACUUACUGAAAAAAAACAGUCCACUCAGAUGGAUUCUGAUAAGGAUGUCGAAACCCAAGUAAAUGUGAAUAUUUCUUGUCCAGUGGUCACCAGAGCCCAGGCACAGGCCGGUGUCCAACCAUUACCAGACUUUGACAGUAGUUUGUGUGAUGGUGGCACACAGGGGCCAAGAAAAACCAGGAGCCAACGGCGUUUUGAAAAACGGUUAAGGUUAAAAGAAUCUGAUAAAAUAGAUUUAUUGUGGGACAUACCAGAAAACAUUUCUCUUUUACAGCAAGAGGAUGAAAGUUUGAAACCGCUAUUUGUAAAAGCUGAAAGAGAAAAAAAUGGAAAUUGUGUGGUUGAACCCAAGUAUCUUGUUGAAAGUGAUGUGUUGUAUAACACUGAAAAUAAGUGCAAACGGUUAGUAGUCCCUGCUAAAUGUAGACCUCUCAUUAUGUAUUUAGCUCACACAUUGCCAUGGACAGGACAUCUGGGUCGUCAUAAAACAUAUCUACGUACUAGUGCACGCUUUUACUGGCCAACAAUGUACAGCGAUAUUCAGACUUAUUGUGCCACCUGCCCUAUAUGUCAAAAAACAUCUGCCACCCGCAAAGCUGACAGGGCAUUGCUUCAACCCCUGCCAGUCAUUUCUACACCAUUCCGCAGGAUUGCUAUGGACAUUGUGGGCCCAUUAAUAAAAAGCAGCAGCGGCCAUCAGUACAUCUUGGUUGUGUCAGAUUAUGCAACACGGUUUCCUGAGGC